AUGGUUCAGUUCUCCGAGGAAACCAAGGAGCGUAUCUCCAAGGUCAUCGACGUCUCCAGAGUUGCUAUUCACUAUGGGUAUCUACCUUUGAUUGUUUAUCUGGGAUAUACUUACAGUGAACCCCGGCCAUCUUUGUUCAAGUACGCGCGAUUACACCUGGUCGGCGCCUCCCAAUGA
Aspergillus heteromorphus CBS 117.55 is the source of this 177-nucleotide messenger RNA. RefSeq names its product mitochondrial import receptor subunit TOM7. The transcript has 4 exons. Gene Ontology annotation, biological process: protein import into mitochondrial matrix. Gene Ontology annotation, cellular component: mitochondrial outer membrane translocase complex. Bases 1 to 177 code for a protein of 58 amino acids. The record is from RefSeq and is a predicted model, not a curated record. NCBI's taxonomy places the organism in Eukaryota, Fungi, Ascomycota, Eurotiomycetes, Eurotiales, Aspergillaceae.